AUGGAGGCCGCCAAGCAGGACCAGGAAGCCGCGAUGAAGGCGCAGUUUGAUAUGGCCGCGCUCCUCAGCAGCCAGCGCGAGAAGUACGAAGACACCAUCAACAAGCUCUGCCACGAGCUGGGCGAAACCAGAGUCAAGCUGCAGCUGAGCGAGGAGCAGCGUCAGGCGCACGAGCAGCAGCAACAAGUGGCCGCGCCCGACGUCCAGCCGGAGGCCCCUCAGCUUCCGCCUCCCUCGAGCGAUGAGCUCUCACAGGAAGCAGCCCGACAGAUAAGAGAGAAGUGCGAAGCAGAGUUUUUGCAGAGCCUGCAAUUGCUCGAGGCAGACUGGAACGCCGUGCAGGUCGACAUGGAACGACGGUUGGAAGAGGUGGAGCAGCAGGAGCUAUCGGCGCGGUGCGCCCAGGAGGAGGCGGCUUCGCUGCUGUCGGCACAGCAGGAAAAGCACGACGCCGAGACGGCACGGCUGCAAGAGGAGUUAGCCCAGGCGUUGGCCAGUCUGCGGCAAAUGGAGGAGCAGGAGCGGGCCAACCGGGCGCAGACUCAGUCCAACUUUGAAGAUCAAAUGCGCGAGAUGCAGGUCGAGUACGAGAAGAGAACUUCUGAGCGAGAGGCCGAGUGGUCUGCUAAGUUCGACAGGCUGCGAGAGCAAAUGGAGAUUGAGGGGCAGGAGUGCCUGGAGGAGCAGGCUCGAUCACACGCCACGACCCUACAAGAGAAGGAAGCGCUGUGGACCGGCAAGGUCGAAACACUGCAGCAGGAGCUCGAGCUCGCCAAGCAGGCCGAGCAGGAGGCCUUCACCGCACAGCGCGAGAUCGCCACCCUCCUUGACCAGGGCCAGCAGAAGCACGAGCUCGAGCUGGCACAACUGUCCGCCAAGUGCGAGGCGCUGCGCCAAGAGUUGGAGGCCGCGCAGCAGGCUCGCCAGUCGGAGGCGGAAACCAAGCACGAGCUCCUGGUCAACGAACUGCGUGAGGCGCUGGCGGCCGAGAGGGAGGAGAGGCGGAAGGAGGCCGAGCGCGCCCGACUCGUCGAGGCCGACGUGGGCCGCUGCCUGACGCGGCUCUCGGACGAGCUCGCCAAGAAGCGCGAGCUGCGCGUGCAGGAGCGCGAGCGCUUCCCGCGCACGUUCGGCGACAAGAGCAUGUGA
This is a messenger RNA of Acanthamoeba castellanii str. Neff, 1149 nucleotides long. RefSeq lists its product as uncharacterized. The transcript is spliced from 5 exons. NCBI's taxonomy places the organism in Eukaryota, Discosea, Longamoebia, Acanthamoebidae. The coding region runs from base 1 to 1149 and encodes 382 amino acids. The record is from RefSeq and is a predicted model, not a curated record.